AGUUGUGUGGUGUUUGCACACUUUGAAAACAAAUUAUCUGGAAUUCCCUGAGCGGUUUGUGCGUGUGUUGUAUGAGCAGGUGAGGUAGCCGCGUCCCCAGAAUAAGGCAAAGAUGUCCACCACAGCAAAUACAACCUCUGAAGUGAGCAGUAAUGAGUGGGAAUUCAUACACAUGAGCGAGCAAGAGGAGGAUCUCAUUUGCAGAAUGUACAAGCUAGUUGGUGACAGGUGGAAUCUGAUAGCGGGUCGCAUUCCAGGUCGUAAAGCAGAAGAAAUAGAGAGAUUUUGGAUUAUGAGACACGCUGAUGCUUUUUCUGUUACAAGAAAUCAAAGUAAAGCCAAACACUCGUGAUUCUUUUUUCUCUCUUCAAGUGGGCUAAAUUCUCGUAAAUAUACAUUAAUUUUGUUCUGGAUUUUACAGAAUUAUCCCCUCAUUGUGUUCCCUCUCCUUCAACCUAGAAGCUACGGAAAAGUUUGCAUUUUAGUUUGUAUAAAAAAAAAAAGUUUGUACCAGUCUGCUUUAAUUUAAUUGAGUGAUUUAUUCACA
Cajanus cajan (pigeon pea) is the source of this 547-nucleotide messenger RNA. Lineage: Eukaryota; Viridiplantae; Streptophyta; Magnoliopsida; Fabales; Fabaceae. The record is from RefSeq and is a predicted model, not a curated record.